This is a messenger RNA of Ochlerotatus camptorhynchus, 1001 nucleotides long. RefSeq names its product proteasome alpha4 subunit (gene Prosalpha4). The record is from RefSeq and is a predicted model, not a curated record. Gene Ontology annotation, biological process: proteasomal protein catabolic process; ubiquitin-dependent protein catabolic process. NCBI's taxonomy places the organism in Eukaryota, Metazoa, Arthropoda, Insecta, Diptera, Culicidae. The transcript is spliced from 2 exons. Gene Ontology annotation, cellular component: proteasome core complex, alpha-subunit complex; nucleus; proteasome core complex. Bases 136 to 885 code for a protein of 249 amino acids.
CUAAACACCAAACAAUCGUCCGAAAUUCGGAAAAUCAUCAUCCAGCACUGUCAGCGGCGAACAAGGUCCCGUAAAAGUUUGUGAGAAUUUCGCUGUUUUGCUAGUUUCCUAGUGAUAUAAAGUUAGUGCACCACCAUGUCGGCCAGAUACGAUCGAGCUGUUACGGUUUUCUCUCCGGAUGGUCACUUGCUACAGGUGGAAUACGCCCAGGAAGCCGUUCGAAAGGGAUCCACUGCCGUCGGUGUCCGCGGCAAGGAUGUGGUUGUAUUGGGAGUAGAGAAAAAGUCCGUCGCAAAGUUGCAAGAGGAGCGAACGGUUCGGAAAAUCUGUCUGCUGGACCAUCACGUCGUGAUGGCUUUUGCCGGUCUCACUGCCGAUGCCCGUAUUUUAAUUAACCGAGCUCAGGUCGAAUGCCAGAGCCACAAGCUGAACGUAGAGGAUCCGGUAACGUUGGAAUACAUCACUCGGUUCAUUGCCGGACUGAAGCAAAAGUACACGCAGAGCAACGGUCGCCGACCGUUCGGAAUUUCCUGCUUGAUUGGAGGAUUCGAUUAUGACGGACUGCCCCAUCUGUACCAAACGGAACCGUCCGGUAUUUACUACGAGUGGAAGGCGAACGCCACCGGACGGUCGGCAAAGACUGUGCGGGAAUUCCUGGAGAAGUACUACACCCUGGAACAGGUAGAAACGGAAGAUGGCGCCAUCAAGCUGGCCAUCAAGGCCCUGCUGGAAGUGGUGCAGUCUGGGCAGAAGAAUCUGGAAGUGGCAGUGAUGAAGCGGAAUCAGCCGAUGCAGAUGCUCGAUGCGGAAACCAUCGAGAAGUAUGUUGCGAUUAUCGAGAAGGAGAAAGAGGAGGAAGCGGAAAAGAAGAAGCAGAAGAAGUAAGCGGGAUUGUGGGUAAGAAUUUUGGUACUUUUUCUUCAUUUACGGUAACGUUUACUGAUAAUCAAUAUUGGAAUAAACGAUUUCUUGUUUCGGUUACACAACUGCAAGGAUCAGUA